CCCUCCCCCCUCCGCCGCGGCCGCCGGGAGCGGCAGUUCCCCAAAAAACAGAAGAAAUAGCCUCUCCCCGACCCACCAUGGCCGACGAAAUCGAUUUCACCACUGGAGAUGCUGGGGCUUCCAGCACUUACCCCAUGCAGUGCUCAGCUCUGCGCAAGAACGGCUUCGUGGUGCUCAAGGGGCGUCCGUGCAAGAUAGUGGAGAUGUCCACCUCCAAGACUGGCAAACAUGGUCACGCCAAGGUUCACCUCGUUGGAAUUGAUAUUUUCACUGGAAAGAAGUAUGAAGAUAUUUGCCCUUCUACGCACAACAUGGAUGUUCCAAAUAUCAAGAGAAAUGAUUAUCAAUUGAUUUGUAUUCAAGACGGUUACCUCUCCCUGCUGACGGAGACCGGUGAAGUUCGUGAGGAUCUGAAGGUGCCGGAAGGCGAACUGGGCAAGGAGAUAGAGGGGAAAUACAAUGCAGGUGAAGAUGUGCAGGUCUCUGUCAUGUGUGCAAUGAGUGAAGAAUAUGCUGUAGCCAUAAAGCCCUGCAAAUAAACAGAAUCAUCAGGCUUGAGCCAACGGUUCAAGUCUGGACAGACCACAGAUCUUAAAUUUGGUUCUGACCAUCACCAAAGCUAUGGCCUUCACGAGUAACCUCAUUUCUUUUUGAAUUGUUUCAAAAGAGUGCUGGAUUCUGGAUUUGUCUUGCAGGCAACUGGCAGUUUUUAAAAUCACUGAGGUUUAUCAUCCUGUACGAAUUAAGUAGAUCCCUUACCCACAUAUUCUCUCCCAGCGCUUAGUACAGGGCUCUGCACCCUAGUAAGCACUUAGUGAAUACUAUGACUGCUAUUAUGUCUUCAGCAUUCCUCCAGCUGCUAAAUGAGCGGUCCAGAAACCUGACCCAAUGGACAUUUUCUUUAAAUUAUCUUUUAUUUUUCUGAGGAAAAUGUACAGAAGAAUUAAGUCCUAGGUUUUGGUUGAAAAGGAGGUCUGUAAAUUAAGACCCCCAACUUAAAAUAAUUCUAGGUACGGCUCCUAGAAUAGAAGGUUCUGUGGGAUCGGACCCCUCAUUCACUCGGUACCGUGGGGGUCCAAGCACAAUUUUUAGAAACCGAGAAACUUCAAGUGAUCCAAAAUGCCAGUUGCUUUGCCAAAAGUCCCGGUGGCCGUGGGCAACUAACUCAGUAUAUUACCUCUGUUCUACUCUUGUUUGCCAACUCAUUGGCGUAUUUAAUAUAAUGCUAUACAAUGGUGUCAAAACCCUGCCUGUGGUUGAAAGGGACAUUCACGUGUCUCAGCCGUUGGGUGGCUGUUACAAAGGUAGGUUGUAAAAUGGCAGCACCAGAGGGAGGUGGGGGGGGGUGGUGAGGGAGAGGGACAAAGUCCGAGUUACAGUUUUUUUCACUCGAGGCCUUUGUCAGCAGACUAAAAAGCAGAAAUACACCAUUUAUCUGGGGUGAUCUCUUUGCUGUCUUUCUCUUGAAACAUUACUCAAAAGGAGUGGCCGGCUCCCCAAGAUCUCGUUUGCAGCGCUUCCAGUAUGCCGACUCUCAGCGUUUGGGUUCUAACUAUGGUGAUCCAAUUUUCGACCAUUUCAAGAACGAAGAAUGUUGGCACUGAAACUUUGGUCAAACCGAAAAGGCACCCGCUUGAUUUAACCUUCGUGUUGAAAAUGCGUUCGGUUUUCUGCAGUUGAAAUUCUGUAUGCGGACACGCCUGAGUCAUGGAUCAAAUUUAGGUUUAUGUAGUACUAAUUCAGCUUGGUUUUUAUGCCUGUGGUAUUUAAGUUGGGGUUUACUAAUUUCUACCGUUUUAUACAGCGAUUGGUUUCUCUGACUUAAAAGUAUAUUAAAAUACGACAAUUCAGUGACAGAUUUGACAGACCUUGGAGGGAAUUCUCUGAGCCUGUGAAAUCUCUGUUAAGCGAGAGAUUACCUUGUGCCAUAAUGCCCUUCAUUCUGCAUGUUUUUCCUCAGUAGGUUAUACCUUACUGCUGAGAAUUUCAAGCAGUUAGUAGAAUUAUUACAGAAAUGUAGCACACCUCUUAUUGAAAGCGGUGUUUUCAGAACACUCCUCAGCAACCCCCUCCCCAAAGAGUCCAGUGAAUCUCUGUCCCCGGACAAUCUGAUAAAGUAGACUGAACAAGUCACGACAGCACGAUGGGGUAAAAGAUGCAGUUAGUUUCUAAAUGAUUUGACGAGCGGUUUCCAGAAUUGGUAGUCGCUAAGCUUUGCAUGCUUUAAAGUAUCCUUAGGUGAAACUGUUAAAUUGCAUUGUAGUUGAGGGAAGAGAUGUUUGAAAAAGUCUAGCAAGAGAAAUGGUUAAGCACAAGGCAUCUCAAGUUCUUCAAUUAAAACAAUUUGUGGAUAUACAAUCUCAUUCCCCCCCCCAAGCACAAUUAAGCACCGAUGCUUAAUUCUUGGCUUCAUUCCAUCUAAAUAUCCACUGCACACUUCUGUCCAUUUCCCAGCACUUUGUCAAUGCAUUUACUUGGUGUCCAUUCGCAUGAUUACUGGAAAUCUGGAAAGUAAUGAAGAUGAUUAAGCAAUGUUAUUGAUUUAAAUAGCAAGGCGGCAAUUAAGUCUUGUUUCUCCGAGCUCAAUGAUGACUCUGGACUUUAAUAAUGGAAAUAACGAUUUUCAGUUCUUUAAAGCCUUCUGUCUCAGAAAUGAACGCAGUGGUGAAAAGGCCUCAAACUCAGCAUCUUCAUGUUAAAUUAGUCUAGAAUGGUGAUAUGGUCCAAGGCAGAAAAUUCCUAAUCAGAUUAGCACUGAUUGUAGGCUGGCAACUCCAGUCCUUUUUGACAUGCCAGACUUCGCGUCCAUCGAUAUAUUUUAAAUGGCAUUGUAAGGUUGAACAAAUUACUACAUCCACGUGGCCCUAAGUUACUGUCUUCAAACGGCAAGAGUCAUGAGUAUGCAGCUUAAAUUUCGUUUUUAAUACUAUGUAAAGUGUAAAUACUUUUCUGGUGUAUGAAUAAUCUGUGGAUUUUUAAAAUAUAGGACUGUUUUCUUCCAUUAGGUCACUCUAUUGAGAAGGAUUCUGUAGAACAAGUACUCCCGGUUCUCCUUUAGUGCGAGGCCUGCACUCUGGUGAAACUUUACCUUGAGAAAAAACUCACGCUGUAGUACUCACCAGUUCCGAUGCCGCUAGCGUCUGCACAAGCGGUUUCUUUCCUGACGCAGAACUCUGAAUCCAAACAGGCUCACGCUGUUGGGAGAAUGUUCCCUAAUUCCCCGACUGCUUUCUAGCCAAAACACGGAGUGAAAACGUGGGUUAUGGCAGAGCCGGGUGUAUCUUGUUCUUCAGUAGAGCUGACUGUUUCCAGGCCUAUAUAGUCCAUCGAAAAGGAGCAAAGGAGCACACGUUUUUAAUCUCUAGAACAAAAGUGACUUUGUCUUCUUUAAAGCCGGAGAAGUGUUGCCAGGAGUUGAUUCCUAACUAGAGUUUUUGCACUAUUUGCAGCAUAUGGUUUAAUACCUUGUUACCGUGUACAGAUUAGGGAAUGUCCUGUUGGCAGUUUACAUGAUGUGUGAUGUAGCGUAUAUGUCUGUCUUACGAGCAUUUUAUUAAGUUUAUUUGCGGUAUUAACCAGUAAACUCGACGGACUUAAGGUGGAUUUUUUUAAUUUUCCUCAAGGUUCCUCUUCUUAGCUAAAUAAUCAAUGAUUCCGGACUUUUGUCGUGCCCUGUGGCGAAAAAUGUAUCCUGUAAAGUUACUGCCGGGGUGACCUGUGUCUUUAGUUGAGCACUGCUUCACGGACACGGUGAUGUUCCGUUCCUCUAGUCCCACGAGCUAUUAAUAAACUUCACCGUCUAUUGCUAAAACAGCUUCUAACAGGUCUUUUGGUAGCACCGGUUUUGUUAAAAUUAAUACUCUAUAUUAACAACAGACUUUUGCUGCCAAAGCAUGAUGAUAAACUUUAGCAGUAGAUGCUGCUCUCGGUUAAAGAAUAUAGGCUGUGAAAUCUUGGCUAGGGGUUGUUCUUCGUUCCGAAAGUUACAUUUUAUGGCAUGGCGCGUGCGUAUCUGGACACGUGAUUUUGCGUUUGGGUCUCGUGCGUCUGCGUGCGCACGACCCUGUUUGUUUUUGUUUUUUAUUUUUCUGAGGUCCUUUCCCACUCUCUAAAAGUACUGUAGGCUGCUUGGUGCCUCGAAUGUUGAUAUAUUUCCAUUUCAACUUUACCAGUCCUUGUUUCUGUAUUUUAUGUGCUUGGUCCCUUCUCAAUUGGAAUAUUUCUGGUUGAGCUGUAAUUUGAAUGCACCGUUCUCAGGGCUGUUUUUGCUAAGAGUUGAAAUUAGCUGAAGUUUCCUUCUCCUGUAGGGUUUUGCCUCAAAAUCAAUCGCAGAAUUGUACUGAUUCAUAGUCAUCUGUAGCGAACCCCCAAAUAAUCCAAGCUGUUUAACUACAGCCUACUCGAUGAAUUCAGGAAUAAAACUGGGGCUUCUACAUCUAAUCCAACUUAACCAUCUCCUGUUCAAUGAAAGUAGACGGUAUCUCAUCGUGGAGCUUACGGUGUACCUGCUGGAACAAAUUCAAAUGCAACAUAACGGUGCUGUGCACUUCUCACGCACACAUUUCCUGAAAUACAAGAGAUGCCUUCAGUUGUGGGCAGGGAAUGUGCCUGCAGACUCUGUCGUACUCUCCCCAGUGCUUAGUACAGUAAGCGUUCAAGAAAUACCAUGGAUUAAGUUAUCCCUGGCCACAGCGACUUGGUUCUUGCCGAAGGAUACAUACUUUCUGCUGAACUCUGGGCAUUUCUCUUCCCCUUCACCCUGGCUAAAUAUACCUUAGCCUCGUUGUGGCUGGUAGAGACCCUGCUAAGUACUAGAAAUGAAAAAAAAUUUUCUUUCCAAUUGCAUCAAACCAUUCUUGCCUGCUACGGAGGACCGAGGUUUCAGGCAAAAUUAAAGGCAUCACUCUGUUCUAGACAUAUUGGACAGUUUCAUAAUAUUAAUGGUUUGUGUGGUACAGUUUUAUUCCUGAAUUCUUACUAGUAUCCAUAUAAGUAGCAGCUGAGUGGUUCUACAUUUUGGUUGUUAUCCACUGUAAACUUAGAAACACUCAAUUUUCAUCAAAAUGUUUGUUACAGGUGUGGCAUCUGUCCAGGUAAUAGAGCCCAGUGUUUGAAAAUUACAAGUUCUUUUCUGUCUUGGAAGCCCAGACUUUUUGUUUUCCUUCUGGAAUUUGGUUUUGUUUUUCCAGCAAAGAAAGGAGACGCUGGUUGUAGCAAACCGAGACAAAUUUAUAUCUAGCCUUAGAAAUAAGAAAUGAAAUUUUGCUAACAACAGUAAAGACCGUCUGCAUUUUAGGAGCUACAUUUUGCUUUCAAAGUCAUGAGACCGAUCAUUUGGAAGCUAGAAGUGUACACUUUAGUAAUAGCCACGCUGCAGAUAUUUCUAGUGUUUUUAUUAAUCUCUAAAGAUUGUUGAAAGCCUUUACAAUGUAGGUGGUAAAUUCACUGACUAAAUUGUUUUAUAAAUGGUGGUGAGUUUUGACUUGCACUUACAACAAGGAAAAAAAUAAAGCUAAACUUAAGGUUCCUUUUUUUUUUUUUUGGCGUAUCGUUUUUUCACACCUUUAGCAAUAUGUAUGUUCCACAUUUCAAAACAGUAGGGUGUGUGGAAACUGUAUGAGAUAAUGCGUACAUUACUGUCAAAAAAUAAAGAAUAACAUUUUAUGCUUGA
Molecule: messenger RNA, 5671 nt
Organism: Ornithorhynchus anatinus (platypus)
Lineage: Eukaryota; Metazoa; Chordata; Mammalia; Monotremata; Ornithorhynchidae
Gene: EIF5A2
Product: eukaryotic translation initiation factor 5A2
Exons: 5
Coding region: 78-539 (153 amino acids)
Biological process (GO): positive regulation of translational termination; positive regulation of translational elongation
Molecular function (GO): ribosome binding; RNA binding; translation elongation factor activity
Source: RefSeq, a predicted model, not a curated record